AUGAAGCUUGGUGAUAAAAUUACCACUGAUAGUCCUAGCUUGUACAAUCUUUUUGCGGAUUUCUUCGCAUCGGUUUAUGACUCGAGUCUAUACGCAAGUAUUAAACGCGUGAUGUACAACCCAAUAGCACUGACCCAAAUGUUUUCAAUGGGACUCGUAUCGGCCUCUAUGUGGGGGUAUGGAUACUACGAGAUUGACAUUAUUAAGUAUUUCGGUGCUAUUUUCUCCGAUCCUAUACUCAAGAAGUUUUGUCAAAUAAAAGCAUUCAAACAAGCGACCAGUAUGAGUGUGCUAAUUUGUAAACCUCAAUGGGAGGAAUUCAAGCCGGUGUGUGCGGUUGAUGAUAUGGUCAGCUAUGUGUCACCAUGCCAAGCUGGUUGCCGUGAAUCACAAGAAAUAAAUGGGAUCCAAGUGUACUCGAACUGCACGUGUGCGGGAGGUGGACGCGUGUUGGAGCGCGCGUGCGGCGACGAGCCGUGUCGGAACGCGAACUCGUUGCACGAUCUGAUGUUCUACAUGCUCUUUAUGCUCGGAAUUUUAACGCUGCAAGGUCAGGGCGUGCUGUUACUGAAAAUCGUGGACCCUCGCGAUAAGUCCGUGGCGCAAGGCUUGGCUUUUUCUUUCGUCGCUAUCUUGACCUUCGUCGUGGGCCACACAAUUUUCUAUGGACUUCAAAUUACGACUUGUCGUUGGUUCGAAGGAAAUAAGUGUCAUCUACAGAGCGCAUCCUUCCCUUAUUUAAUUGGCCACUUCUGCGCGUUCCUCAUGCUGACAUCAAUUAUGAUUGCUUUAACAUCUUGGCAUUUUUUCAAAAAGUUAAAAGAGGACGAUAACGAAGUAAAUGAAACGAGAUUGUAA
Molecule: messenger RNA, 858 nt
Organism: Melitaea cinxia (Glanville fritillary)
Lineage: Eukaryota; Metazoa; Arthropoda; Insecta; Lepidoptera; Nymphalidae
Product: solute carrier organic anion transporter family member 1A1-like
Exons: 7
Coding region: 1-858 (285 amino acids)
Biological process (GO): transmembrane transport; sodium-independent organic anion transport
Cellular component (GO): membrane
Molecular function (GO): protein binding
Source: RefSeq, a predicted model, not a curated record